This is a messenger RNA of Aphanomyces astaci, 561 nucleotides long. RefSeq lists its product as hypothetical. Lineage: Eukaryota; Oomycota; Saprolegniomycetes; Saprolegniales; Verrucalvaceae. The coding region runs from base 1 to 561 and encodes 186 amino acids. The transcript has 4 exons. The record is from RefSeq and is a predicted model, not a curated record.
AUGGUGCAGCAGCCCGUGGAUCUGGACGAUGGGGCCAUCCCCUCAAUCGCGCCAAUACGACAGUCGCAAACGCUUACACGACAGAAGUCUGUCGCAGGACAACUGAUGCAUGUCCCGACCACGGCUCUUCGUGGCCCGUCGAGUUUCAUGUCGUCGAAACAUGCCAAACGACGAUGCACGUGUCGCCGAAAGGCAACAGAGUGGCGGUCCCACUUCUGGCAUGCCAGACAACCCAAACACCUUGGGCUGACGCGCACCAAACACGUGCACAUCAAGCAAGUCGAAGGCAACCCCGUGCUGGAGAAGCUCUUGGACUUGAAAGUGAGCGUGGCGCAGAUGUCGGCCAAAGUCGAGCUGCAGCGAGCGUCGCGUGAGUCUCUGCCGUCGCAAGAUCAGCAUCGUGACGACGACGCGUCACCCGGAUCAAGACCUUGUGCAACCUCCGGCACGAAAGGAGGUGUUUUGUCGCGUUUGGCCCCGCGAGGCAGUGCAUUUAGCUUUUCAGCGUGCUUUUCCAAUUCAAACGCACACUCGAACUCGAGCAACAAGUCGCCGCUUUGA